GAGAAUCCAACGGGAAAACAUCAACUACCAGUCACAUCAAAAAUGACUGAAGCUGAACCCCUUUUACAGGUCCUAGUUGGGGGAAGACCUGUAGAGAUGAUGAUCGACACCGGGGCGGCAUAUUCAUGCAUUUCCGCAAGGGAGGCGUCCCACCUCCCCCGGUCAGGCGAACUAAUAAAAACCGUUGGAUUCUCAGGACUGACACAAUUGCUCCCAAUGACCACCCCCACUGAAAUAAAAAUCGAUAAAAAGACUUUGCUGUUGCCUUUAGUGGUGUCAGAAAAAACACCCCUCAAUUUACUUGGAAGAGAUGUACUCUGUCAGCUAAAUUGUAUUCUCUCAUGCACGACCCAGCAUGGGGUAAUGAUUGACAGACCUGUGCCACAGAUGAUGCAACAGCUAAGCAAUGAAGCAACGGUGUUUUGGCUGGGGGGCAUCAGAACUGCUCUUGAGUCCAUGACAUCUGGCUGGACUCAGGAACUGGAGUCCCUGAUACCAUAUGCCCAUCCCCCAACCUUGGACUAUCAUUGCACUUUGCAAUAUUUCCCCACAGUCGACUGUGAGAGGAAUGACAAAUGGCUGAAGCAACAGCCCCGGACAGUGCCAAUAAUAAUGAGGGACAUCUUCAUCGGUCCCGAGGGGGCAGCAGUGGCGGUAGAGGAGACGCCCUAUGAGGCAAGUCAACACACAAUCAAAGACUCUCUGCCUCAUGUCACGCUACUGAUAAAUCCAGGCCACAGGGCCCGAGAUCUGGGGCCUAUGGUGGCAGAAGCUUCAAAACUAAAGUGGCUACCGACAGACAGACCGCAGGUCUGGCAAACAGAGGGGGAAAAAUACUUCAAACUCAGGGCAAAGGCUGAAGGCCUCUCUGUCCCCCAGGUUGUCAGGCUGCCAGAGACAAGACCCAAAGAAAUGACUGUGGAAGAGAGAUGGACCCAAAUGCUCUCAAGAGUGCCUCCUGAGUUAUGGUCGGCACACGAAACAGACGUGGGGUUGAUCAAGUCAGCACAGCCCGUUCAAGUCACUCUAAAGCCGGGGUGCAGACCUCCAAGGGUACGCCAGUACCCUUUGAAAAAAGAGACAGAGGCAGGCAUUGAGCCCAUCAUCAAAGGACUGCUGUUGGCCGGUGUGCUGAUACACAGUCGGUCCCCUGCCAACACUCCUAUUUGCCCAGUGCGGAAAGCAGAUAGAUCAAAGUACAGACUGGUGCAUGACCUACGAGCCCUGAAUGACGUUGUGCAAGAAUUGGAGGCGGUGGUUCCAAACCCACACACCCUGUUGACCAAUGUGCCAGCAACAUCAAAGUACUACACAGUAGUCGAUCUGACAUCGGCAUUCUUUUCAGUCCCUCUGGCAGAAGAAUCGAGGGACCUGUUUGCCUUCACAUACAAAGGACAAAAAUUGACUUACACCAGAGUCCCCCAGGGCUACAUUCACUCCCCGCAUUGGUUCAACCAGGCCCUAAAAAGGGAUCUGGCAGAUAUCGGUGAGCAAAUAACAUCCACGCUGAUUAUGUAUGUAGACGACCUGGCAUUGUGCUCAAACUCAUUGGAAGAAUGCCAUCGGGACUCAAUGACACUGCUAACAGCACUGGCGAAGAAAGGGCACAAGGCCUCACAGGAAAAGCUACAGUACUGUCAGCCAAAAGUACAGUACCUGUCUCGGACGCUGGGAGCAGGCACCAAGGGGAUCUCACCAUGCCAUCUGUUGGGAAUAUCACAAGCCCCAAAGCCGCAGUCAGUGGGGGAUUUGAUGACGUUCCUUGGCCUGACUGGGUACAGUGCCGAGUGGGUGAACGAGUACACAGCAGUAGUGGCUCCGCUACGAGCCAUGAUGAAGGAAGCAGGAGUCACCUCGCUACAGGCCAAGGUAAAAUGGACGGAAGAGGGGGAGAGAGCAUUCACCCAAAUCAAGCUGAGUUUACAACAGGCACCAGCGCUGGCCCUCCCAGACUACGAGAAACCUUUCUUCCUAGAACCUGAUGGGUUAAAGGCCGGGUAUGCAGUGGUGGCAAUGACAGGAAAGGAGGGGUUCGCUACACAAAAGGCUGAGGUAUGUCAACAACCAUGCUCGGCCCAAAAAGCGGAACUAGUGGCCCUAACCGAGGCCUGCCGGUUGGCCAAGGACAAAACGGUAAACAUUUACACAGACUCGUCGUAUGCGCAUGGGGUAUGUCAUCUUUUUGGUUCGAUUUGGAAAGCUAGGGGGUUCAGAAAAACAGAUGGAUCCCCUAUACAACAUCACGGCCAGGUAGUGUCUUUAAUUACCGCCAUGAUGUUGCCAAAAAGAAUUGCGAUAAUAAAGUGUAAAGCACACCAGAAUGACCGCUCGGCAAUAACCAUGGGAAACACUAAGGCAGACGAGGCAGCCAAGCAGGCGGCACAAAAAGCAGGAGGUACAGCAGGGGUGUUGACAGUAGUGCAGAUAACACCAGAACUGUUUGACAAAGACAUGGCAGAGCUCCAGGCUGCUGCCAGCCAAACUGAACAGGAAUUGUGGAUACAAAGAGGUGGAGUCAAAGGGCCAGAUAGAGUGUGGAGAAAUCAUGAGGGAUUGAUCAUGGUGACAUAUGACUCGUUACCUUCUGUCAUUUCAGAGGCACAUGGGGUAGACCACUGUAAGCGGGGUGAGACCAUCAACCGAAUCCGAAAAAUGGGAUUGUGGUCCCCGAAUCUAAAAGCGCAAGUAGUUUCGGUUUUAAACAAAUGUGACAUCUGUUUGAAAAAUAACGCAAAAAGGGGGGUGGAGACAGCCACUGGGUUCACGCCAAUGGCAGGUGGACCUUUUGAACACAUCUGCGUCGAUUUUGUUGAUAUGAUUACUCCGGUUCAUGGUAAACGGUACAUGUUGGUAUUAACUGAUCGAUUUAGUAGAUGGAUAGAAGCCACACCAGCUAAACACCAGAGCGCUGAGACAGUGAUAAAGUUCCUGACCAGGGAAAUCAUUCCUAGGUUUGGGAUUCCCUCAAUAAUCAGCUCUGAUAACGGCAAGGCAUUUGUGGACAAAACGGUAAAAGGAUUUUACCACAGGCUGGGGAUUCAGCAGAGACUGGGGUGCGUGUAUCACCCACAGUCGCAGGGGAUAGUGGAAAGGGCAAACGGUACCCUCAAGGCCAAGCUGGCCAAGAUUUGUGCUGCAACAAAGCUUAACUGGGUCGAUGCCCUUCCCAUAGCACUAAUGAAGUACCGUAGUCAGGAGCAUAGGAUAACUAAACUUACCCCCCAUCAGAUACUGAUGGGCCGCGACAUGCCAGUACCGGAGUACAGGCAUCAGAACGAGUCCAGAACAAAGCCUGACGGGUUGAGCUCAGAUGUUCAUGCCUUUGUGAAACAGGUCUCUAAGAUCCACCAGGCCAUACACCAGCAGGAGGAGACGAGAGGGGCUGCUGCGGCAGGAGCGGGCCCCGGACGUCAUCAAAGUCCAACCUGGUGACCGGGUCUUCAUUAAAACCUACCGCAGGAAGUGGAACACACCUAGGCGGGACGGCCCAUAUACAGUAACCCAAGCAACGGCAACGGCAGUACAGG
Hypomesus transpacificus is the source of this 3527-nucleotide messenger RNA. RefSeq lists its product as uncharacterized. The transcript is spliced from 2 exons. Bases 43 to 3432 code for a protein of 1129 amino acids. Gene Ontology annotation, biological process: proteolysis; DNA integration. NCBI's taxonomy places the organism in Eukaryota, Metazoa, Chordata, Actinopteri, Osmeriformes, Osmeridae. Gene Ontology annotation, molecular function: aspartic-type endopeptidase activity; RNA-DNA hybrid ribonuclease activity; nucleic acid binding. The record is from RefSeq and is a predicted model, not a curated record.